AUGUCGGAGCUUCGACUCAUCCGAAUGAGAUUGAUUCGUGAUCUGGAUUUGCCUAAAACGCAUCGAUUUCCAUGCGGAGUGCGGCUGUUAAAAGUGGAACUCAGUUUGCCUGGAUUAGUACAACCUCAAAACACACGUCAACUGGCCCAGUUUUUGCGCCGAUCGCGGGGCUGGUCACAACGCUGGCUAAACUGUGGUAAUCGUGGCGAUAUUUCUGUAAAUCGGAAGAGUAGAAAUACGCGUCGUCUGAGUGCAGACAAACGAGGAUCGUUUGGAUUGGAAAGCUCGACGGGAUCAACCGGUCUGUACACGCGAUCCGAUCGAUGGAUUCAAGCCAGCUACGUACAACAACCGAGAAACGGAGAUUUAUGGUAUAGAGCCUCUUCAACUCGUGUACAAAUCAGUGUUUGCCUCAACGAUGAUGUAUUCAUAUCCAGUAGAUUAGUCUCAACUCGUAACAACAGCCAGAACAGCAGUGUUUCAUCCAUUGCAACAACUUCACUCUCCACAUUAGAACUACCGGACGGAGCUAGUCUGAUUCAGGAUUGUCCACAUUAUUUUUACUGGGAUUCCGGUCGUCUGGCACAUCCGAUUGUGACCAGCCAAAGUUUUCUAAUCACGGAGCAAAAUCGUCUCGUGCUCUAUUUGACCAUAGACGGUGCACGAAGGAAAUGUCCUGUGUGGACCCGAGCGGAAUUGCACGCGUUAAGCCUGUCAAUGGGUUAUACCAAAUUCGCGCCCAAUUCCAAUUUGGACGUGCGGAAACAGGCAAUCAGUCAAAAUCACGUUUCGCCAAGUCCAGUUCCCGAAGAAAACCAGACGGAUAUCACGUUUGAAGUCAUUUUGGAUCGCAAGCCUGGACAAUCACUUGGACUGACUUUGGUAGAAAAAUCUUUGUGGCAGGAUUCGGCGGAAAAUGCUAGUCCAUCGAGAAAAAGACGGUCAGGAAUUUUCAUCAAACAUCUCGUACCUGGUGGACUUGCUGAUCGUUCCGGUUUGUUACGAGUAAACGAUCAGUUGCUCACAAUCAACUCAGUCAGUGUGCUUUCCUGUGACACGGACCAGAACGGUGGGGAUAGAACACAUUCGGUACAAUGGCCCCAAUCAACCCAAUUCGAUUGCACAUUCGAUUUUCCAAGCACUCAACUGCCAUCCGCUUGGAUCAAUCCUGUUCGAAGCGGCACAAAUCCAAAAUCUGGUUUGAAUAUCAGUACUAUAUCGAACGGUUCCAUGAUGUAUCCGUUUGCGGUGCGAUUACUGCGCCAAGCAAUUGGUCCGGUUCGUUUGGGAAUGAAACGAGGAACCACACAAAAACAAAACUCAGACCAGCAGAACAUCACGGACCAGACCAUAGUAGAUGUGGAACCGGAAACCACAGAAAUGUUGCCCAUCACCUCCAUGUGUGACGAGAGUGGGAUCUCUCAGUCCGUCACACAAAAUCUGUUCAACAACCAGCAACCCGGAUCGGUGAGCCAAUCCGACUUGGUAUUGUUCCCGGACAGGACUAAGACACCGGAAAAUAUACUCUCCCAGGAACAGUCUGCUGACUCGACUAGACGCGCAAGUUCUCCACUUGAAAGUGAGUAUGAUUUAUCUAUAUCUAUCUAUCUAUCUAUCUAUCUAUCUAUCUAUCUAUCUAUCUAUCUGUGUAUAUAUAUAUACAGGUGUUAA
Molecule: messenger RNA, 1671 nt
Organism: Echinostoma caproni
Lineage: Eukaryota; Metazoa; Platyhelminthes; Trematoda; Plagiorchiida; Echinostomatidae
Source: the annotation of a GenBank genome assembly